UACCUGAAUGCGGCAUACGUUUCUCAGCCGGUGUUUUCAUAUUGUACGCCCCUCUGCUGUUGUACGGCUGUUUCCAUGCUUCAUAGACGACAAACGUAGCGUACAGGGGGGACAUGACUCUGACCAGAGGAUCUUUCACCUAUGCCAGUGGGGAAGAGUAUCAUGGCGAGUGGAAAGAAGGUCGGAGGCAUGGAGUUGGCCAGCUGAAGUUUCAAGAUGGAACCUGCUUCUCUGGCCAGUUUGAGAAUGGACUCUUUCAUGGCUCUGGUGUACUGCUCUUUACAGAUGGAUCCAGGUAUGAAGGAGAAUUUGCACAUGGAAAGUUUCAAGGCACGGGAGUCUUUAGUCGAUGCGAUGGCAUGAAGUUUGAAGGAGAAUUUAAAGAUGGACGUGUUGAGGGAUAUGGGCUAUUGACCUUCCCAGACGGAGCUCAUGGUGUCCCACGAAACGAGGGUUUGUUUCAGAACCACAAGCUGCAGAAGAGGGAGAAGUGUCCAGGAGUGGUGCAGCGUGCACAGGCCUCAGCCUCCAAUGCUCGCAUUCUGACACUUUGACCUUCAUGGACCCUGGAGGACACACGGUCAGGGUUCCAGCACCUUCCUGUGUCCUCUCUUUUUUCACCAUCCUCCUUGCUUAGCCUUCACAGUGGCUUGGAAUGCACAUGCAAUUUGACCAAAUAAUGGCUUUCUUUCUGACUGACUUGAAAUUUACAACACCAUUAAGCACACCUUUAACUCCACAAUUCAUGCACACACCAAAUGCUGCUGUUUUCCCCUUGUACUUAUUCUUGCACCCAUAAACAGUGUCUUAGCAUUUUCUCUAGAAUAGUUAGCUACGAUAUAAAACAACUCCAAUUGUAGAUUUGAUACUUUAAAAAGGUUUUUUUUCUCCUGCAUUUGGAGUAGUUAAAAAGGUACUCUGUAUGUUAAAGACUUUAGCUACUAAUUAGACCAAUUUAUCUUUUUAAAAGUGUGUUAACCAUUACAAGAGAGUUAUAAUGUCCUAUGUGGAGACUUGGCCUCUGGUACAGCAAGCAAGCACAAAUGGAUCUAAACAAUGCACAGUUUUAAAAAAGAAAAUAAGUUGGCUUUACACCAUAGCUUUACACAUUUUGUUAAAAUUAAAGAUACACAUUGUACAUUUUUGUGAAUGUACUCCACAGGGCACCUCGUCUCCAUUAACAGUGCUGCUUCAAACUCUAGCUUUGCAUGUAUGUGUCAUCGCUGGUGCGUCUCCUUUUAGAAUAUCAGUAUUCACGUUUGCCUUAAAGACAUUCUGGUACGAGAUUGUAGUUCCUGGAUGUCCAUCUGAAAAUACGAUGACUCACAGUUCCCUUCCCUUCUCCUCUGCAUCAUUCACCCUAAGGUGUCUGUCAUCUUAAUGAAUUUGAGGCCUGUUUAAAGAUUGCCUUCACUCUGAGGGACAUAUUGUUAAGCUGGUACUGAGUCUUCGCUACCAUUACUCACAAGUCUAGCAGCUCUCCUCUCUACAAUAAACCUCCUCUCCCAGUGGAAAUCAUGGGACUCUGCUGGUUACUUCUCUCAUGUUUUCCCCUGUAUUAACUAAAGACUUGGAUGACUGGACAUCCUCAAAGUUGUUAAAUAAUCCUAAUUAAAUGCAUUGAAUUGGGGACAUUUAUUUUAAUUAAGGCAGCUGAAUGAAAUAAUUUCUAAACCAGAUGUAUAUAUUAGAAUAUGUAAUUAUGUAUGUGUUUUUAUGUGUGACGUAUACAUAUUCAUUGUCAUCAGUUGUGUUUUUUCUGACCUUAAGGAACUAGGUGUUUCAUUUGUCACGUAGGAAAAAGUGUUACUGAGUUAGCUGAGACCGUGUGGUUGAGUAUUUUGAAAACAUUUAUAAACCAUUAUAGCCAGCUAUUGUGUGAUUACAGAUUAAUUCUGUGUUUGGUUACAGCAAAAGCUUCUACAUUUGCCUACAUAGACAUUUAACCAAAGACAAUCAAAUGGUAUUACAGGUAACGAAGCCUGGAACAGCCAACAGGAGUUACAUGUGUGUUGUCUCACUGCUUAACGAUAGAAACAAAUCAAUAAGGACAAACCCACCUGGGGCUUUAGUUCGCAUUAAAAACAAGAGGACCGAAGAUUAAACAGGGAAUUGUUAUGAGAUUCUGUUUCUAGCCUGGAUUAUUGCUGAUUUCGAUUGUUGUUUUUUAAAUUUAUUUAUAUUGUUGUUGAGGAAAAAAAUCAAUACUCUGUCAUGAACCCACACUGCUAGUUGCUUUCAAUCCCUUCUUUGGUAUGACAGUGCUGCAAGGUGCAAUCAGAAGUAUUGAAGAUAACAUUAGACAUAGAAACAGACCAUUGCAUGCCUCAGUACCGUCCUCUACGAUCACACAAUGAUGCUUUAAUGCCUGUAUGUGCAAAGUGUGUAAUGUCUUGUAUUUCAGAUCAUGUUAUGGUAUUUUUCCUUUCUUCUAUUUCGGCGAUGGCGCUAACUCAAGCCUUCUCUACCUACACAUGUCUGCCUGAGUGGAAUUGAACUAACAAAAAUCCACAUUUUCCAACUGGAAACAAAUGGUGCUUGAAAAGCGUGCCUUUUCCAGACUUUCAUCUUUCUAUGAAAUAUCAUUGCUGGGAUUACUUUUUUCAGUAACAAUAUAAUGUUGCUCUUAGUGCUCUUAGAUCAAACUACUGCACAGUAUCCCCUCAUUCUCCUUGAAUAGGUCUGAAAAUGUAUUGGAAAGGCGAUAAUGUGUUUAAUAAAGC
This is a messenger RNA of Gymnodraco acuticeps, 2723 nucleotides long. RefSeq names its product MORN repeat containing 4 (gene morn4). The transcript is spliced from 5 exons. Lineage: Eukaryota; Metazoa; Chordata; Actinopteri; Perciformes; Bathydraconidae. The coding region runs from base 114 to 554 and encodes 146 amino acids. The record is from RefSeq and is a predicted model, not a curated record.